AUGAACAUGGAAAUUUUGGACAAUACAAUCCUUAAAAAAACUGCUCUUGUUUUCUUUUGUAGUUUUUUGUUUUGGAAGAUCGUUAGAUACAUGUGUGGUCUUCUCAAAGUUGACAAAGAACCUGUCACCAUAUUGGUCACUGGUGCUGCAGGACAAAUUGGUUAUGCACUUGUUCCAAUGAUUGCAAGAGGGAUGAUGUUAGGUCCAAAUCAACCUGUGAUUCUACAUAUGCUUGAGACUGAACCAGGAUUUGAGGCACUUAAAGGGGUCAAAAUGGAACUAAUUGAUGCUGCUUUCCCACUUCUUAAAGGUGUUGUUGCUACUACUGAUGUUGUUGAAGCUUGCAAGGAUGUUAACAUUGCUGUUAUGGUUGCUGGAAUCCCAAGAAAAGAAGGAAUGGAAAGAAAAGAUGUAAUGUCUAAGAAUGUUUCUAUUUACAAAGCUCAAGCUUCAGCUUUGGAGGAGCAUGCUGCUGCAGAUUGUAAAGUGCUAGUGGUUGCAAAUCCAGCGAACACAAAUGCUCUAAUAUUGAAAGAAUUUGCUCCAUCAAUCCCUGAGAAAAAUAUCACAUGUCUUACAAGACUUGAUCAUAAUAGAGCAUUAGGCCAAAUCUCUGAGAAGCUUAAUGUUCAUGUUAGUGAUGUGAAAAAUGUCAUCAUUUGGGGAAAUCACUCCUCAACUCAAUAUCCAGAUGUUAACCAUGCAACCGUCGCAAUAAGUAAUGGCCAAAAAACUGUCAAAGAAUUAGUUGCUGAUGAUUAUUGGCUAAACAAUGAGUUCAUCACAACUGUUCAGCAGCGUGGGGGUGCAAUUAUCAAAGCAAGGAAGUUGUCUAGUGCAUUAUCAGCAGCAAGUGCUGCUUGUGAUCAUAUACGUGAUUGGGUUCUAGGUACACCUAAGGGAACAUGGGUAUCAAUGGGAGUAUAUUCUGAUGGAUCUUAUGGAAUUCAACCUGGUCUCAUUUACUCUUUUCCUGUUACAUGUGACAAAGGAGAGUGGAGUAUAGUACAAGGGCUCAAGAUUGAUGAAUUGUCAAGGGAAAAGUUGGAUAAAACUGCCCAAGAACUCAUUGAGGAGAAAACAUUGGCUUACUCAUGCCUUUAG
This is a messenger RNA of Lathyrus sativus (Indian pea), 1104 nucleotides long. NCBI's taxonomy places the organism in Eukaryota, Viridiplantae, Streptophyta, Magnoliopsida, Fabales, Fabaceae. The record is from the annotation of a GenBank genome assembly.